AUGGCGUGGAUUAGCUCACUAUUCAGUGGAAGCAAGAGCCCUGUGCCUCUCAUUGAGAGCGAUCAAGUCUACCAGACAAACUUCCACGACAACACGCAAAUAUUCGAACCUCUCAUCAUGGCCUCUAUAUGGCAAUUCAAUGAUGUACUCGACCCCGUCAAGUUACACUCUUCCCUCAAUUGUUUACUCGACAUCGGCGACUGGAGGAAGCUCGGUGGCCGCUUUAGACGAGUCCCCAGCUCGCGCAAGCUGCAGAUUCAUGUUCCCACUCCCUACACCAGCCAAAGACCUGCGGUUGCCUUCUCAAGUGAGGUGCUUAGUAUGAAGCUUGCGGAACAUGCCCUAGCAGACAAGUUCCCUAAGCCGGCGAAUCGCCCCUCUUUCCAUCCGGCGUCGGAGGAGUUGGGACCGCUGGUAUUUCGACAAGACCAGCCGCAAACGCUCCAGGACCUCCUCGCCCGAGAUGAGCCAAUGCUGUCACUGCGCAUCGUUUCUUUCAGCGAUGCUACACUUGUCUCCCUGACGUGGCCUCAUAAUCUGAUGGACGCAAACGGCGUAGGAUUCCUCGUCAAUGCCUGGUCCCUUGUGCUGGCCGGUCAGGAAGACAAGGUGCCGCCUGUCUCGUUGGUUGGGCGGGACAUUCUCUAUGAGGCUGCUAGUUCAGACGCCGCGCAGCAAGAAGAAAGCGUUAUUGCUGACUCGCGACUAUCCGGCCUCAGCAUGGUUUCCUUUGCCCGAAGCCUGCUCUGGGACAUGUACUGGAAUAAGAUGGAAUCACGGGUAGUGCACCUCCCCAAGGAGUUUGUGCAAAAGCUACGUGCCGAGACACUAAAUGAAGCCAAGAGGGAGCAGCAGAAAGCAGGUGGUCCGGAGCCGUGGAUCAGCGAAUUCGACGCCAUACUCGCGCUCUGGUUGAGCAAUCUGGCCCGAUCGCAGUCGAAGCCCAAUUCUCUCACCAUGUGUCUGCCAUUUGACUGCCGGAAAAGACUGCCGGGGAUCAUAAGCCAGGUUGACACUCACGUUGAGAACAUGGUGCUGAACAACUUCACGCUCCUGUCGGCCGAGGAGGCCAACGCAUCCGUCGGGAGCAUUGCGUGGAAUAUCCGCAAGGAAUUGAUGAGGCAGACAACCCCAGCGCAGGUUCUGGCCGCUCUGCGAACCAAGAAGGAGCAGUGGGAUAAGGGUGACAAUGCAGCCCCCAUGCAUACGAAGCCAGAUAGCACGUUGUACAUCACAACGAACUGGGCGGCAGCUAAGCACUUCACUGUUGCCCAGUUCGGGCCGGCUGUCGUGAAGCAGGGUCAAACAGGCCAGCAGAGGGUAAACCCCCUGGGUAGUCCGGCUCUAUAUCACGCUUUUACUGUAAAGCCGGCGUGGACGAACCGGAAUUACCUGAUCACGACUGGUAAGGACCACCGGGGAGAUGUUUGGCUACAUGGGACUUUUACCGCCCAGACCUGGGCCCUGAUCGAGAAUAGCAUUGGGGUAAACUAA
Molecule: messenger RNA, 1494 nt
Organism: Clonostachys rhizophaga
Lineage: Eukaryota; Fungi; Ascomycota; Sordariomycetes; Hypocreales; Bionectriaceae
Source: the annotation of a GenBank genome assembly